CGCCCGGCGGCGGCGGGCGGCGGCGGCCGAGCGAGCGGGGCGAGCAGCGGCACGCCGACUGCAUGUGGGGCAUCCGCGAGCCUGCCGUGGCGGCGCCGCGGUGGCCGCACUUGGCGCUCCGGCAGCGCCUCGAGUGGGCGGCGGCGCCGCGGCACGGCGCCGUUCUGGUGAAGGAGCUGCCGCCCUGGUGGUUGGCUCCGAGGAAUCUGAUACGCAGAGACAUUGGUGUGGAUUUGGUCAGCUUGGACGGUGAGCGGGCGGUGCAGUGCAAGUACUGCAACAGUACUGUGCAGACGAAGGGCGUUGUCAGCUUCAUAUGCAUGGCGCAACACAUGUCCAGGGCUUCCAAGAUGCUGGCGACGUCGGAUACAUCCCGCCUGACCAGCGAUGCAGCAACCGUCAUUGAGUCUGUUGGCGUGAGGCACGACGUUUUAUCAAGCAGUUUCGUCGAUGAGCUGCUGUCCAGCGCUGUAGCAGCGCUCCGACCGCCUCAGCGGGACUGCCUAGCGGCUGCCUCCCUCAGACCAUGUCAGCGAGACUGCAUCCGUGCCUGCAAGGCUGGAGCCCGCAUCAUCGAGAUGGCAUGCGGCACGGGCAAGACGCUGGUGAUGCGGAGACUGGCCGAUAAUGCUUCAGGCCGCGUCCUGGUUUCGGUCCCGCCCCUCGCUCUGCUCCGGCAGCAUCUUGCGACAUUUCCUGAAUUCUGUCCUGUCGGGACCAGGUAUAACGCGAAGACCGCGUGGGAUGCGCCAGGAUACAUCAGUGUGACGGACUCUCUUCACCUCCUGGGAAAUAUUUGUUUGAUAUACUUGUUGACGAGGAUCAUCAUCCUUUUCCGCCGAUGUUCCCGCAGGGCGAGACGCAUGAGGCAUGUCCCGUCCACUCUUAUGGAAUGGGCCAGGCGAUCGAUGAUGGCGUAUUGUGUGAUUACGACUUGGUUGUCCCAGUAGUGGGUGAUGAGACAACGCUCGCUGCUCUCGCGGGCUUGCUCUCUGCGAAGAUGGAGCAUCUCCGCCGCGUCCUUGCAUGUUGCAAUUCGAUAGACGAGGCGCCUCUCUCCAAGAGCGAGGUGGUGAAGUUUGGACUCGUUCCUUGGCACAUCAACAGCGAGACCCCACGCGCGCAGCGCCAGCGAAAGCACUCUCGGGCCCUCUUCAGGGUGCUGCCCACGUGCUCGCGACGGUGCAGGUUCUCGGCGAGGGGAUUCACAUUGGGAGCGCCGAUGCGUGCUUUUUCGUGCAGCCCCAGCGCAGCUGCGUCAGCAUUGUGCAAGCCGUGGGCCGAGUCCUUGGACUGCAACCCAGCAAGCCGCUGGCGCAUAUUAUCUGCAAGGGCCUCGCCCCCGCCUGAUGGCCCCGCAGGGGGGCUGGCGGCUCCUUCCAGCAGUGCGCUUCGGUACAGAGGCCAGGACCAGCUGGUCGGCACCCAGGACGCGCGCGAGGAAGCCCAUGGUGACCCCACAGAAACCGAGAAGUUGCUGGGAGAGCGGCUGCAGCAGGACGGGCAGUCCUGGUUGCAGCAAUCGAGGGGUUCCUGCAGGCGCCUGGCAGGCUGCCGACUACGAGUAAGGACACCGAUGAGGAAGAGCGCAGGCCAGGCCAGUGGCUUAACAGGCAAGUCGUACUCCUCAGAUCCCAGCGUCUGGCAGAGGACCGCGAGGCAGCCCCGAGGGGCGCCCGCGCCUUGGUCAGCGAGGAGUUGUUUGGAGGGUUGCAGUAAUUAGAAGUUGUCGCGAGUGUGGGGCAGGCCGCGAGGGCUGGCCAAAGAGCCGAAGCGGCUCCAGCAGUGCCACGAGGAGUUCCUGAGGGGCGCCCACACCUUGGUUAGCGAGAAGUUGUUGGGAGAGCGGCGGCAGAAGGACGGGCAGUCCUGGCUGCAGCAGUUGGAGUUCCUGGACGCGUACGGCAGGUUGCCGGCAAGGGCAAGGUCGCCGACGAGGACCAGCGCAGGCUAGCAAAGUGGGUCAACACGCAAGCUUUACUCUUCAGAUCCCAGCGUCUGGCAGAGGACCGCGAGGGAGCCCUGAGGGGCGCCCGCACCUUGGUCAGCGAGAAGGGUUGCAGUAAUUAGAAGUUGUCGCGAGUGUGGGGCAGGCCGCGAUGACCACCGCUCUCUGGAGGUUCACGGCCAGACGUGCCCUGAUGCGGGCUGGCCAGAGAGCCGAGGCGGUUCCAGCAGUGCCACGAGGAGUCCCAGGAGGCCCAAGCAAGAAUAAAACAUAAUCGGCGCCCCGCGUCCUCCCCUCUCGGUCCUCCCCCUCCUCCCCCCUGCUUCUGCCCUGGCGCACCCUUGCCAUGCUUUUCAAGCCCCGCAGGAGCUCCGCAGGAGGCCGCAACGAACAGUUUGCAUACAGUCGCGGGCUCAUGCCGCUCGCCCCUGCCACGCUGUUCAAGCCACAUAGGAGUUCCACAGAAGGCCAGAAUGAAAAAGUCCGCAGGCAGUCGUGGGCUCAGUUCGCUGGCCCCUGCGACGCUUCUCGAUCCCCGUGGGAGCGCCACAGGCGGCCGGCAUGAAAAAGCCCGCCUGCAGCUGUGGGCUCAUGCCGCUUGCUCUUGC
Prorocentrum cordatum is the source of this 2556-nucleotide messenger RNA. The record is from the annotation of a GenBank genome assembly. NCBI's taxonomy places the organism in Eukaryota, Dinophyceae, Prorocentrales, Prorocentraceae.